Bombus terrestris (buff-tailed bumblebee) is the source of this 8855-nucleotide messenger RNA. RefSeq names its product vascular endothelial growth factor receptor 1 (gene Pvr). Gene Ontology annotation, cellular component: signaling receptor complex. Gene Ontology annotation, biological process: multicellular organism development; protein phosphorylation; positive regulation of kinase activity. Bases 284 to 4492 code for a protein of 1402 amino acids. The record is from RefSeq and is a predicted model, not a curated record. Gene Ontology annotation, molecular function: transmembrane receptor protein tyrosine kinase activity; ATP binding. The transcript has 23 exons. NCBI's taxonomy places the organism in Eukaryota, Metazoa, Arthropoda, Insecta, Hymenoptera, Apidae.
GAUAACUCAGAGAACGAGGAAUCGGUCGGGGUGGGGCCUUGUUCAUGGAAUCGUGGACGUGCGUAACCCGUUUGUUCGCUCGGUUCUUCAGUGAGAAAGCGCGCGUGGAAUGCUUUAGUCGUGUAGUAUCGUGUAUUCGUUCCGACGAGUGUUUCCAUGUGAAUGAGGUUGCCUUACUAUAUAAGUGCUUCUUUACAAAAAUAUGAAAUGACAGGAAAAAGAGAAAGAGAGAAUAUAGAGUAAAUAAAUAAGAAGGUGCACAGUGUGAUAAUAAAUAAAGAAGAUGAAAAUGGUACUAGUUUCAAGAUUAAUCGUGUUACUCGUUGUCCUUGUGCUGCAUCGAGCAAGAUCAACAGAGGAUGACAUAACUACAAUAAUGGAAGCUGACGAUCUUCUUAUAAACGAAAACGACCCUUUAGAGAUUAAGUGCACUGGCCUUGAAAGGAUUUCUUUCAUUUAUCCUCAAGACUUAGGAAAUGCGAUCGUCACUUCGCCAGUGCAUGCAGAAGAACACAUCGAGCACGGAAUUUAUAUAUACAUGUUCCAGCGACGUGAAACUGUUCAUGGAGAUACAGGGUUAUAUGGUUGCCCUGGAAAUGUUUUGCAAGUUACCUCACAUCCUAACUUUAAAACAUCUAAAAGCAUGGUAUAUGUUUACGUUCAGUCUACUGCAAAUGUGUUCGUAGAAACGAAUACCUUUGCUUCACUACAUGCAGCAGUCGGUGGGUCCGCUGUAAUACCAUGCAGACCAACGUCACCCAAUUUCACAGUCCAAGUCUUCUCAAACGAGAUGCCCGUGGAGCAACCAAAUUUCAAUCCGAGAAUUGGUCUCACAUUGACAAAUAUCACGUUAAAAGACAGUGGAUACUUCAAAUGCGUAAUAGACCAAGCAGAUGUGGACCAUGAAAUCACAUAUUUUUUCUUAGUGCAGCUUAAGCCAGAAUUGCUUGCUCCAGUAAUUAUAGAAGACACUUUGCGUCACGUAACACGAGGACAAACUCUACAUGUAAACUGCACGACAACUGUUGCAGCAGACUUGACUUAUGGUUUAAUUUGGAAUACACCACAAGUGAGCAGCAGGAUAAAUACUACUAGUUAUACUAAAAAGUCUGGUCCAGUUGCAAGCACAACCACCGAAUUGAUCAUAAAAGAUGUUAGGGAUGAGGACGAAGGGUGGUAUGAAUGUAUUAUCAAAUCUUUGUAUGAUUUUAACAAAACGAGAAAGUACAUUAAGGUUCAUGAUCCAGAAAACAAGUUUAUCAACCUAACAGCGCAGGAUGCGAACAGACAUUAUCAACGUCGAGAAGGUGAUAGUGUACAAUGGGUUGUACACGUGCAUGCCUAUCCAGAACCUAUUCUUAAAUGGUUAAAUACAAAAGGAGAAGAGAUCAUUGGAGCUUCGCAUGACUCAGAUAGACCGAAGUACGUAAUUAAAUUGACACCUAACCUUACAAUUCUGAAGAUUAACCAUUUAAAUAUCGAAGAUAUGGGAGAAUAUUCUCUUCAGGCUGUUAACCAAGAUAAAUUCGAAAUGCUGAAUUUUACGCUCGACGUAAUAGUGAAACCAGUGCCAAUGUUGAAGGUAGAGCCUUAUUAUGCUCCUAAUCAGACGGUAGAAAUUUCCUGUGAUGUGGCAACCUAUCCAGCACCAAACAUUACGUGGAGUUACAUGAGAUGUCCUUAUUAUCCUUCUUAUGAAGACGCGAGCACCAUAGAAUUACAAAAUAAAACGGAAAGCGGAAUGACUACCAGGUUUCGCUCAACUGUGCGGGUGACUAUUGAAAUGAGCGGCCAUCUUACUUGCACUGCGUGUAACCUUAUUGGAUGCGAGUCUCAAGUUGAAACUGUAUUGGUUUCCGAUGGAAGGGGUGGUUUCGGCAUAAUAAAUCCGACAGAUCCAGUGGUUGAAGGUGACGAUCUGGAACUGAUUUGUGCUGCUUCUAUUUACAAUUACACGGAUAAUUUCGAAUGGAAAUAUUCGGAUGACAUUCCCAUCGAGCCAAAUACCAGGACAACGAUCAGACGAGCCAAAACUCGAUUUACUUAUCGUUCCAUUUUGAAGAUAAAAAAUGUGACAAAAGAUGACUCAAUGAUGUACACAUGUCGUAAUAAAGAGGAAAUGGCUUACAUUCUUCAAGUGCACGACGCAGUAGCACCUUACAUAAUAGAAACUAAUUUGAAUGGAACUGAAAUUAUAGUCGAUGUUAGCAUCCAAGGUCACAAUGAAUUAUUACUGCACUGUUUUGUAGGUGGAAUGCCUAAACCAUUAGUCACUUGGUAUAGAGACGACGUACCAUUAAAAAUAGGCGAGCAAUUCAUGUACAUCCGUGACAACCAAGAGUUGCAUAUUUAUUAUCUUCAGGAUAAUGACAGUGGGGUGUACGCGUGUAAAGCAAAGAGUCGAUUGGGAUUAGUCCAGUCCACCAUAACAAUAACAGUAAAAGGGAAAGAACUUCCUAUGGGAUUGAUCGUGCUUAUCGUUGUUUUAUUGGUCAUAGUGGUGACUCUGUUAACCUACUUCACAAUCAAAAUUCGUCGUGAAAAGAUCAUGAGAAAGGAAUUAAUGGAAUCAGGAUUGAUGCAUUUCGAAGAAGGAGCAGUAGAAUGUUUAAAUCCAGAGUUAACAGUAGACGAUCAAGCAGAAUUGCUUCCUUACGAUAAGAAAUGGGAAUUUCCUCGAGAAAAAUUGAAAUUAGGGAAACAAUUAGGAAGCGGGGCUUUUGGCGUUGUUAUGAAAGCGGAAGCAGAAGGAAUUUGCGAGAACGAACCGAUAACGACUGUGGCUGUAAAAAUGGUUCGGCGAACAACAGUUCCAACUUGUGUUCGUGCGCUUGCCAGUGAGUUGAAAAUUAUGGUGCACCUUGGAAAACAUUUGAACGUCGUUAAUCUUCUCGGUGCUUGCACGAAAAACAUUUCUAAACGUGAAUUAUUAGUGAUCGUAGAAUAUUGCCGAUUUGGAAAUUUGCACAAUUAUUUGCUGCGACACAGGGCUGAUUUCAUCAACCAAAUUGAUCCUGCAACUGACAAAUUCGAUCCUACUAUCGGUUUAGAUCUUUUAACUAGAUCUGUUAGUGUUAGCAGCAACAACAGGAUAAAAUACGUGGCAUUGUCAUUUUCUCGCAGUCGUAGCGAAGAUUCAGCCACCGAAUCGGCAACAUAUCAAACCUCUACUACGGAUUCUCAAGGAAUUAGUAUGUCGCCGGAUGGCUGUGUUCUUAGUAAUAAUUCCUCUCAACCGGGAUGGAGAUCUAAUUAUCGCGGUGAUUACAAAGAUCACAAUUUGAAACCAAUCUGCACGCAGGAUUUGUUAUCCUGGGCGUUCCAAGUAGCGCGAGGAAUGGAAUAUCUUAGCCAAAGAAAGGUGUUACACGGUGAUUUGGCCGCGAGAAAUAUCUUAUUAGCCGAAAACAACGUAGUGAAAAUCUGUGAUUUCGGCCUAGCAAAAACUAUGUAUAAGGAUAAUAAUUAUAAAAAGAAAGGAGGUGGACUGUUACCUAUAAAAUGGAUGGCCAUUGAAUCGAUUAGAGAUCGAAUUUUCUCAACGCAAUCGGAUAUCUGGUCAUUUGGUAUAGUUCUAUGGGAGUUCUUUACAUUGGCUAAGACACCUUAUCCCGGAAUGGAAGCCGAGAAACAAUAUCAGAAACUGAUUGAGGGAUACAGACUGGAGCAACCGGAAUAUGCUACUUCUGAAAUAUAUGACAUAAUGCUGCAAUGUUGGAAAGCCAAGCCUACCCUACGUCCGAGUUUCACAGAAUUGGUACAGGGUAUUGGCGAAUUAUUAGAAGAAAGCGUAAAAGCGCAUUACAUCAGUCUAAACGAUCCUUACAUGGACAUGAACACGACGCUGCUGGAAGGUGGUCGGAGCGACUAUCUAACUAUGCUCUCCGCACCUGAUCACGCAGCACUCUCUUCUCCCAUCCACGAUUAUUCAAACUUGCCUGCUUCGAACACAACGUACCUGUGCAUGAGUCCCACUAGCCAGAGUGGGUACGAUUCAGAAAUAUUCAGUCCUAGACCUAAUCAAGAGAGAACGCACUUUAAAUUUCCGGUUACUACCGAUUCAGAAGACGCUGUAGAAUUGUCACCAAUGUUAAAGAAACCAGAAGAAGAGGAUCCUUAUCUGAAACCAAUUAACGUACACGCGCGGCGAGCAGAGUUCGUCCGACAGCAAGAGACAAUGAAGAAUCAACCAAUAGAUCAUCAGCUCAUCAAUAGGGAUUUCGCAUAUUGUAAUACUCCACGAAAUGUUCAGUUGAUAGAUUUAAACGAAAAAAAUGAAAAGAAUGAGAAGGAUUCUGACGACAUUGAAAUAUUAAAUAAUGGAAACACGUUAUCAAAGAAGAAUUUCAUACCAGCCAUCAUUAGGACACAGGGCAAUUACGUAAACAUGCCGAAGCAGAAGAAUGACUUAAGGUUAGACAUGCCAGCCAGUUUUAGCAAUCCUAGUUACGUGGUGAUGGCUAAUUGCGAAAGAGAUCAGAUGAAAGUCUGAACCUGUGCAUGAACAAAAUUUGACAAUUGUUUUAUAAUGAUGAUUAACUGAAGGGAAUGUCUAUUUCAGGCGGGCUUUCAUGGAUAGACAUGUGGAUAUGGAUAUGGUAAAUGGAGAAAAAUGAACAAUAAUACAUCUUUUUACUGUCUCCUCCGAAUAGGAUCUGAAACACUUUGUAGUAAUUAGGAUCUGUAUACAGUGGCUACAAAAAGUAUUUAUACACUACUGUACAUAUUUAUCAUAGCAUGCACAUAUUAAUUAGUUAGGCCCAAAUAUAUAAAAUGUUGUAUUAUAUCAUUUAAUAGUACAUAUGCACUUUUAUGUGAUUGUAAAAAUUUAAUAAUAUGAAAAUGAAAUGUAUAGGACUUAAUUUAAAAAAUGAUUCAUUGGGUAUGUAAGGGUAUGUGCAAAUACUUUUUUUGUAGCCAAUAAAUGUGACAAGAAAAUUGUAUCACUUUGCACAUGAUUUAAAUCUUAAAUUGUGUCCUUGUUGAAACAUCGAAGAGAAGUUCUGUUGCCUGUUGUUGCUGCAUGUUCCAAACAGUAUUCAAUAAAUAUCAACUUGUAGAAACAUUCUGUUUACACUGAAGCAACAUAAUCAGAGAAGUAUAUAAGUUUUAGUUUCAAAGUGAAAUUUACUUCUAGUUGCCUACAUACAAAUAUGUCAUAUAACAAUUGAAAAAGUGUAUAUACUAAAUGAACAUUUCUUUCUGUUGUAAAGCGCUGCUGUAUAUUGCUUAUCUUUUCUCUUUUUUUAUUUUUAUCAUUUCGGAUAACAACAGAUAAUAAGCAGUAGCUUUUGUUACUGACAACUGUGGGCAGUAAUCAUAUUCAUUAUUAGAAGUUUUGAAAAGUAUUGGUUAAUGUGUUAAAGCAAUUGCUUAGCAAGCGAAUAAUCAAGGUUCAGAACAGUGGGCAGCAACAAUUAGUAACUUUUUCAAGAAAACUAAAACAUGAAAAUCCUAGACUGUUGCUUCAGUUUUAACCAGUCUUGUUUGAAGGCCUUGAAAAAUUUGGUAGUAUAUGAAAGUCUUAAGGAUAUCUAAUGAUAAACCUACUGGUUUACAGACCUUGAAAAAUAUUCUAUUGAAUAUUUCAAGCACUUUGAUUUACUGUUGCCUAAGUGGUACAUUGACAUAAGAUAUUAACUCAUUAUGGGCCAAUAUUACAUUAAAGCACUAUUAAAGAUUGUUUAAUUAGUUUACAUCAUUGAAUUCUUCUUAUUAACAUGGCAAAUACUAAAGAGAAUCCAAACGACUUGUUUAAUAUUCUUUUGCUACUACUUCUUCUUCACAAAGUAGAUUCCAUAGUUUUAUGAAAUUUAAAGAAUCAAGAUUGAAAAUCCAGGAAUUAUCAAUACUUAUAAAAAUUUUAAGCUUUGGAUUGUGUUCAAAAUGAUUUGAAUCUUCAUAGUUUUAAAAAACUUUGAAUAGCUUCAAAGUUAAAAAUCAAGUAACCAUCACUACUGUUUGCUAUUAAAGUGCAUGAGGGUGAGCUCUUACGUGUGCAUGAACGUGUAUAUGUGAUUAAACAAGAUGAUUGAUUUUAAAUGUCACUUUUUGCAUUUGUGCAUGUUACUUCAUCUUCAAUGUGCCAUGACGAAAAUCAUUUAAAAUGAUUUGACGAACGAAAUAAAGAACAUAUGUAUGUUAUAUAAUAUAUAUGAUUGAUCCUUUUAACGAACUUUUAAAUAUUCAUAAAAAAUUUCAUUAAUAUGAGCAAUACUGCAUGAUAACCUUUCGGAAAAGAGACAUAUUUGACAAAAAUGACAGAAAAUAAAAUUGUGAAGAGUUAAGAAUACAUAAUUAUUCGUUUUUCAAAAUUAAACAUUCUGAUAUUAUUAUCUGAUACAGAAAUAAAAAAAUAAAAUACUUUAAUUUUUUAUGUUAAUUUUAAGACUAAUUGAGGUAAUAAAACAAAAAAAAAGGGAUGAAUUUAUAGAAAAGUUCUAUCUUCUCCAGUUUCAAUAAUUUUGGAAUAUGUUAUAGAAAUCAACAUUUUGGAUAACUUUUUCCUAUACAUAUAACCAGCGGUUUCGCUUAAUUUUCGAGACAUUUGUAAAAAACUGUCUACAUCACUGUAGUGAAUUUUGUCUAUAGUUGUAUGUCUCUUGCCGCUUAUGCGUCAGUAUUUUAUAAACAAGGAUUAGUCGAAGCUUAAAGGCCUCGUACGCAAUCGGAUAUGAUAGGCUCCAAAAAAUAUCUGUUGUAACUUAUAAUUCAAUUAAAAGCGAACAACAUCAAUAUAUUGGGUUUAGGUGUGAGUUCGACUUUUGAAUCCGGCCGUUACAAGGCGGCCAGGAACACUUUUAUUAUAACCGACAUUGUUUGGAAUCUCACAUGUCUAAUUGUAGAUAGGAAAAUUGUAUAUAGGAACAAAUUGUGCAAAAUAUUGAUUUUUAUAACAUAUUCCAAAAUCAUCGAAAUCGGAGAGGAUGAAACAUUUCUACAAGUUCACUGCUUUUUAAUACCUGUUUAAGCAAUUGAUACAUUGCAUACGAAUCGAAUCUUAUUUCGAAACUAACAGAAGAAAUUAAAAUUUUAAAAAUACGUUAUUAGUAUGCGUUUAUUGAUAAAUUACCGUUUCUAAUAUGAUUUAAGCAUUAGUCGUAAUCAGAUAUUGUACACUUUGAAGGAUUUGGAAACAAAUCCCUAAUUUUUCUACGUCUUUUUAUACUAAUGUUCAAUUAAUAUUUAAUAUUCUUACGAAAUCUAUAAUUUGAUUUUAAAUGAUUUUAUUCGUCUAUGUUUUAUACGUUAAAUAGGCAGUAAAAUGUUAGCAUCUCUCCCAAAUGAAGACUAUCAGGAGAAAAAUAUGCAUACUUUGUACCUCUUCAUAAAAGAGCAAUUUUACGAUUUUAUAUAUCAUUCACUAUAAUUUUUAAAAUUCAGUGGUUUAUAUAUCAAUCCUAUACUACCAAAAUUAUACUGUUAUUUGAUUUUAAGAUUAGACAUAUAUUUUUUUCAUUAUUAUGAUCAUUUCACAAUUAUCCAUCGCUAUAAUAUUUUGUAUGCGUCUGAUUUUUUACAAUAAUUCACGAAUCUAUGAUUUAUUUUUCGAAAGUUUAAAAGAUUGUUCUCUUUUCGAUAUCGUUGAGUCAUUCGGGCCCAUAUAGUUUAAUUUAGGUAUGUGCUAGAUUACUUCCUUUUAGGAUGUUUAAUUUUAAUUUGCAUUCUAUUUUUUAUGCGAUAAAUGGUAAUUGUGAUCUUUAUAUAUAAAACACAGGAUACAAAUUAAAAUGAACCAAACUCUAAAAUUAAGUAACUUAACUUAAGCUCUUGUGGGUGAUCUACAAAUCAAGAGUUGGAGAAUUAGCAAAAGUAGACUUAUCAUGCCUUUCAUAUGUAGUCUUCAAAUGUACACAUAGAAAUUGGGGAUCACAAGAAAAGAUCAUGAUAAUUCUUCUUCUGUUGAUUUUCUGAUUUUGAUGGCUCUUAUUUGGUAGCUAAAAGAAUAUAUUUUUAUAUACUAUAAUCAAAAAGCCAAUAACGCAAAAACCAAUAAUGCCUAUAACUUGUAUAAUAUUGUGAACCUAAUCUUAUAAUCUGACAUUCAAUAUUUUUUUAAUAUUUAAGAAACUGUAAAAACACUUAAUCGAAGAAACCAAAUAGACAGUUUUGGAUUUAAUUGGUAGUGUAAUAGAAUUUUACAGUUGUUUACUUUCUAAAAAAUGUGAUUUAACAUGGUUUUUCCCUGUAGUCUUUAUUAUAUUUAAAAUGAAAAUGUGAAUCAAAUUCCAAAUAUGUAUGUAUGGAGAUACUUCGAUACUUCGAUAUGAUAUUACGCCACACUUAGACCGACUUCAAAAAAGAAGGAAAGUAUCGUCAAUUCAAUGAGUAUAUAUAUAUAUAUAUUUUAAUAGUAUUAUUGUACAAAUAAAUGUGAAAUCGUAUUGAUGGGAUAUAAAGACAUGUACAGAGACAACAUGCCGUUGGUGAAUACUUUUAAUAAUGAACUUAUUAUUUGUUAAAGAGAUAUUUAAUUAUCAUUAAUUACUAUAUCUUUGAAAAAUUGACAACAAAAUAUUUAAACAACAAUAACAAAAUGUUUCAGAUCUAUACAAUUCAUAAAAGCAUAACGUUUGAGUAAAAUGAAUUCGUUUAUCAAUACUUGAUACUCAAUGCGUUAUAAGUUUAAACGCAGGAUUUAAUUCGAAUCUAAUAAGUACGAAUUUCGAAAAAUUUUAUAUAUUUAAUUACAGCCAAAGAUGUGCAACGUGUUUUAAUGUUAAUUACACAACUCUACUCGUUAGAUAAGAGAACGUCAUGACGAAGCGCGUGUGUCGGUCUAAUUUAAAUUGUCUAACGUUUACGUUUAGAAUGUAUAAAAUUUGUAUAAUAAAUUUUUUACCUUCUUCGCAAUA